AUGACGCGAAAGGUUUCAAAUUUCUCCGAUCUGAUCCAAAGGGUCACCGCUUCGUGUCUUCUCAACCCACUUGUUCCAGUAAGAAAGGUAGUUGAAGAUGACUCGCCGUACGAAUCAGAAGAAAACAGAGACGAAGAAGAAGAAAAUUAUCAUAAUGACGACGGUGAUGAUGAUGAUGAUGAUGAUGAAGGGCUUGAGGAAGAGAAUGACGAUUUCAAGGAAGACAAAAUGGUGGGGUUGAAGACUUUGAAAGUGAAGCAAAUGGAAGUGUUAAUGGAGGAAGUUUUCGAAACGGUGUCGUCUAUGAAGAGAGCGUACGUGAAGUUACAAGAAGCGCAUUCUCCGUGGGACGCAGAGAAGAUUAGGGUUGCUGACGUGGCGGUGGUUUCUGAGCUGAGGAAGCUUGCUGUAUUGAGGGAACGGUUCCGUCGGAAUGGCGGUGGUAAUAAGUGUGUUAGGAGAAGAAAUUUUGGUGUGGCGUCAGUGAGGGAGGUGGUGGCGCCGUAUGAGGCAGUGGUGGAGGAGUUAAAGAAUGAGGUGAAGGUGAGGGAUUUAGAAGUUCAGAAUUUGAAAGAGAAGCUUGAAGGUGUUGUUGCUCUUUCAAGCAAUGGUAGUGGUGAAAAGAAACCAGGAAGAUCUCAGUCUAAGAGAAAACUAGGAAUUCAAGCAAUUGCAGCAGUGCCAACACAAGAACUGUUUGAAACAACUAUGGUGCAAGUUAGAGAAGCAUCAAAAUCUUUCACAUCUAUGCUUUUAUCUCUAAUGCACAAUGCACACUGGGAUAUAACAGCUGCUGUUCGUUCGAUCGAAGCAGCUACUGCUUCUACUGACAAAUAUCGUAAUGCUUCGACUUCAUCGAUUGUAUCAGCUCAUCAUGCUAAGUAUGCACUUGAUUCUUAUAUAUCUAGGAAGAUCUUUCAAGGGUUUGAUCAUGAAACUUUCUACAUGGAUGGUAGUCUUGCUUCACUCCUCAACCCUGAUCAGUUUCGUCGUGAUUGCUUCACUCAGUACCGAGACAUGAGGUCCAUGGAUCCUGGUGAGCUUCUUGGGAUCUUACCGACUUGUCAUUUUGGCAAAUUUUGUUCCAAGAAGUACCUUGCCAUUGUUCAUCCGAAGAUGGAGGAGUCCUUGUUUGGUAACUUGGAGCAGAAUGGUCAAGUCCAAGCAGGAUACCACCCGAGGAGCGAGUUUUAUAAUGAAUUUUUAGGGUUGGCUAAGACUGUGUGGUUGCUUCAUUUACUAGCAUUCUCGUUGAAUCCUCCGCCGAGUCAAUUUGAGGCAAGUCGUGGAGCUGAAUUCCAUCCACAGUAUAUGGAUAGUGUCGUGAAGUUUUCCGGUGGGCGGGUACCGGCCGGUCAGGUCGUAGGGUUUCCAGUUAGUCCUGGGUUUAAGCUUGGGAAUGGAUCUGUCAUAAAGGCUAGGGUUUAUUUGAUAGCCAGAACAUAA
Messenger RNA from Lathyrus sativus (Indian pea), 1446 nucleotides. NCBI's taxonomy places the organism in Eukaryota, Viridiplantae, Streptophyta, Magnoliopsida, Fabales, Fabaceae. The record is from the annotation of a GenBank genome assembly.